Molecule: messenger RNA, 3450 nt
Organism: Calidris pugnax (ruff)
Lineage: Eukaryota; Metazoa; Chordata; Aves; Charadriiformes; Scolopacidae
Gene: CASP2
Product: caspase 2
Exons: 10
Coding region: 286-1566 (426 amino acids)
Biological process (GO): regulation of apoptotic process; proteolysis
Source: RefSeq, a predicted model, not a curated record
GCGCGCGCGCGGCGCGGGCCGUUUAGGCGGGAGCUGGUGAGGGGAGGCCGCGCAGGGGCCUGGAGCGGCCUGGGCCUCGCCGCCUGGGUCCUGCGACCCCGGCCCUGCACCCUCUCUCACUCAUCGCCGGUGGAGGCCUCUCCUGCCCGUCGUCAGGUGGCGGCAGUAGCUGCUGGUGGAGGCGGCCUGUUUUCCCCCCACCCCGAGUUGAAAGUCGUCAGGGGUUGAGGGUGGCUCUUCUGCGCUGGGUUUGGCCUCUGGCCUCCCCCCUUCUCCUGGCCCAAGAUGCUGGUCGCCUGCGGCAUGCAGCGGUGUCAUCAGGAAGCGCUGAAGAAGAACCGGGUGGUGCUGGCGAAGCAGCUGGUUUUGAAGGAAUUGAUGGAACAUAUGAUAGAGAAGGACAUCAUCACCCUGGAGAUGAUGGAAACGAUACAGGCCAAGUGUGGGAGCUUCAGCCAAAACGUGGAAUUCCUCAAUUUGCUGCCUAAGAGGGGCCCUAACGCCUUCUCAGCCUUCUGUGAAGCUCUACGAGAAACCAAACAGGAACAUCUGGAGGCACUGAUCUUGAAGACAGCAUCCAACCUGAGCCAUGGGAUUGCAAGGCUUGAACACUGUUGUGGAUCAAAUCUUCCGUUCCCUGUCAGUGAGUCGUGUAAUUCCAAGAGACCGCGCUGGAUUGAACCAAUUGAACAUUCCUUGGAUAAUGGAGAUGGUCCCCCAGUUCCUCCAGUGAAGUACUGCACUCCUGAAUUUUAUCAUAACCAUCAGCACUUGGCAUAUAAACUGGUAUCAGAGCCCCGAGGUUUAGCACUUAUUCUCAGCAACGUCCAUUUCAGCAGUGAGAAGGAUUUGGACUAUCGCGCAGGGGGAGAUGUGGACUGUGCUUCCCUGGAGACACUUUUCAAGCAUCUUGGGUAUCAAGUGAAUGUCUUUCAUGAUCAAACUGCACAGGAGAUGCAGAAUGCAUUGGAGAGAUUCUCUAAGCUGCCGGAUCAUCGGGCUGUGGAUUCCUGUAUUGUAGCUCUGCUUUCCCAUGGUGUGGAGGGUGGGGUUUAUGGCAGCGAUGGCAAACUGCUACAGUUGCAGGAGGCUUUCCGGCUCUUUGAUAACGCAAACUGUCCAAAUCUCCAGAACAAGCCCAAAAUGUUCUUUAUUCAGGCCUGCCGGGGAGAUGAGACGGACCGGGGAGUGGACCAAAGAGAUGGGAAAGAACGGUCAGAUUCCCCAGGCUGUGAGGAAAGUGAUGCAAACAAGGAAGAAAAUCUCAAGCUGCGCCUGCCUACCUGUUCCGAUAUGAUCUGUGGAUACGCUUGUCUGAAAGGCACUGCGGCCAUGCGAAACACCAAACGUGGAUCCUGGUAUAUUGAGGCUCUCACCUCUGUGUUUGCAGAGGACGCCCGAGACACUCAUGUGGCUGACAUGUUGGUGAAGGUGAAUAGGCAAAUCAAGCAACGAGAAGGCUAUGCCCCAGGCACAGAAUUUCACCGCUGCAAGGAAAUGUCAGAAUAUUGUAGCACUCUCUGUCGGGACCUUUACCUGUUUCCUGGCUAUCUGCCAGGAAAAUAACCCUGCCAGCUAUUUUGGAAGAGACAUACUGCCAAAGCUGAACUCUGAGUAUGGAUGUCUGUGUUUUCAUUCCUGUGGGCUGGGAUAUCAGAUGUGCAAACAAGGAAUGCUUGUUUAUAUCUGGCCAGUCCAAUUCUUGAUGUCUUUUUUUUAAAACGCUCUGGCAACUUUCUUUGUAACCUGAUUCAGUUCAGGCUUUAACAUUCUAAUAUCCUGACUUGCUCCAUAUGUAUAGAAAUUGGUGGAAAAAGCAUCAGCACUGGGAUGGGGAGGAAGUGGGAACAUCCUUUGGAAGGAAACAUAACGAUGUUUGCAAGCGAAGAAACAGACUAUUCGUACAAUCUUUUUAAAAGUCGAGCCUUUCUGAAAGGAAGAUUAUUCAUAAAAUGCUGUUUAUCGUGAAUUUUAAAAAAUUUUAAAUGCUUUCUACUUGAUUCUUCAUGUAGGACGGUCAGCUCCUGUGUAUAUUAGAAAAGGGCUCCCCUGUGAAGGAGAAUCCUUCCUGUCUCUAAAAAGGAAGGUUGAUGUUUUCAGUGCUUGACACUUUUCUAUACAUCUUGAUCACUUAAAAGUCUAUUUUUGCACAUUCCUUCAGUAGCCAAGUGGUUAAGAGACAUCCCAGGUUAUCAAUAAAAGAGGAUACAGGAUUUUUAUACAGACAAAUAAGCCUCCAUAAACUGCCCCAGAAAAGGUUUUGAAUCUAGAAGUUCUAGAUUGGCUCCCCUUAGUCGCAAGAGUGAACUGCAUGGAGGAGGAAUUCCUCCUGUUGAGGAAUUUGUUUGCCAUAGUGCCUGUGUGUCACAACAGGCAUAGCAUUAAAUUAACCAGCUUCUCAGGAGUCUAUAAAUUGCACUGUACCAGUGGAUCCGUGAAACCCUACAGCCUUGUACAGAAGGAUCUUUUGUCUUUUGUUUAAUUAACAAAAAUAUUCAAGGCAGCUCUUUACAAUCUAAGCGUGUUGCUUGGAUUAUUUAUCACUGCAGGUUUUUUCCCUUUUAAAUGAAAGGGAAGAGUUUCAUGUUAUUACCUUAUUAGGUGAGUUUUCUUUCUUCAACCAUAAUCAUUUAAGGCAUUUGCUCAGCUCAUACUGUUUGGAAAGUGUCAUUUCAACUGGGCAAUAAGAAAUGUUGUGACAUAUAGUCCAUCACUUAUUUUGGAAAUUUUUUACACAGUCUCUUCAUGCUGUGAUUUGUCUCUUGCUUGUUUCCAGUUGCAGUUACUCCCAUUUGAUGUGAUGUGGGAGAUGGGCAUUGUUCUCUUUCUGUGGUAGAACCUAAAUCCUGCUGUGCUGGGUUACAUGUGGACUACAGUCUGCUCACUUGACUCUCCAUCUUCUCCAUUUUGUAGUAGUAAACUGGCGUAGUUCCUGGCUUACUCUUUUUAUGUAAGUGUGGCUUUAAAAAUAUUUUUUUCAGGAUAGAAUUAUGAAUAGGAAGCACAAAGGGAUAUGGAGGGAGGCUGGAAAACUAGGCAUGUGCUUUUUCUUUUUUUUUUUUUAUUGUUCUGCCUGGGAAAAUGAAGGCUGUGUUUCCUCCAGCUGACAAAGGUGCAGCAUUAACAUGCAUCUUGCACUUAUCAUACAUACAACGUGAUGAAGAGAAGAAGAAUCAUACUUGCCAAUUGGUGCCUUAUUCUGAAGUUUAAGAUAUCAGUUUAGGGGCUGUUGUUACCUCCCUGGAGUAUAAACACUUUCUUCCUGAGUGCUCUUUGAAAUGGUGCAAUAUUUUACAGAUGGGUAUGUUGAUGAAGCUGUCCAUUCUGAUGGAUUACAUUUCUGUAGGAUUGCAUCAAGUCGCAUUAUCACUGCCACUUUCGUAUAUACUUUUUGUAUACUUGUAUUUUACUGCCUUGAGGUGUCAAAAUAAAGAGUUCUGGUUUGAUUAA